This is a messenger RNA of Staurois parvus, 408 nucleotides long. Lineage: Eukaryota; Metazoa; Chordata; Amphibia; Anura; Ranidae. The record is from the annotation of a GenBank genome assembly.
GGGUCUCUGCUCUGCUGGGAGACCCGGGCUUGUCACCAGCUGCAGGGGGGCGGGUGCGCCCACGUGCUCGGAGGUCUAGGCCUCCGGAGCGCUUCAGUCCGGCCCCGCCCCCUAGGUGCCGGGAGGAAUCCCCGGCGAUGGCGAAGCUCGGCGGGUGGGGGUUGCGCUGAGUGGCCCCUCCCCCCGCCCGCACGGCAAGGAGGAAGCAGAGUGAGCUCGGCGGGCGGGGUUUCGCGUGGUAGCCCCUCCCCCCCGCCCGCACGGCGCAGAGGAGGAAGACUGAGAGUGGGUGCCGGCUCCUCCGCUGACAGGCUGUCUGUCAGGGAGGGAGCUCGACGAGGGAGACGUUCAGCUGCGGCUGCCGGGCUGUCCCCUGAUGCGGCUGGUGGGCCCCCUGGACAGUCGGGA